CCGCCCUCUGGACCCGUUUGCCGCUUUCCCUUAGCCAAACUGAAACACAAUAAAGAAACCCGUUAUAUAUUUUUGGACUUGUGAUUAUUGGUAUCGACCGAAAUCGGCGAAAGAUUCAUAUGAAGAACAGCAGAGACAUUUAAAAAAACUAUUUGUAUAUAGUGAAAAUAGAACCAAAAAGCAAAAGUGCAAAAGGAAAUUUUUGCGAAAAUUUUAUAAUAGCUCAAAGGAAAUAAAGGACACAGACGAUGAUUCCAAUGAUGAACCAUAUUACAAAAAAAGUCGAAAAAGGAAAUCAGGGUUUAUUUACAAUAUGUUCAAUCGGGUGGAAGAGACAGAAGUAGGAUCUAGUAAACAACCUCACGAAACAUCUCUUCAGUACAUUAAAAGGAUUUUAAAAAUAGAUAUGAGCUGGUCAGCUUGGGACUUUGAUUCUACUGUAUUAGCAGAACAACUGACAAUGAUUGAUAAGGAAUUAUUUCUUAAAAUAUCAUCAGAAGAACUUAGUAUACUCGUAUACCAAAGGAAUGCAAAAAAUGCCCCGAAUAUAUCGGCGAUAUUAGCGUUUUCUCAUAGAACAAGUAGUUUGAUUGCUUCAGAAGUCCUUAAAGACGAAUCAGAGAAAACUAGAGCAAGACUUCUUGCAAGAUUCAUAAAUGUCGCAGAUAAAUGCUAUAGAAUAUCAAACUUUCAGUCAUGCAGAGCCGUAAUAGGUGGUCUCCAAAGCCCUGCCAUUUACAGACUCAGAAGAACAUGGGCAUACGUGAGAAAAAAGCAUGCGUCCAAAUACCUGAUAUUUGAAUUUCUGUGCCGACUUUAUCGAGAUCCCAGAUUGCCCAGCUAUCAAAAAACUUUUUACAUUAUGUCGCAGAACUCGCCUCAUCUGCCGUAUAUUGGGGAUAUUAUC
Anoplophora glabripennis (Asian longhorned beetle) is the source of this 907-nucleotide messenger RNA. Its product is annotated as ras guanine nucleotide exchange factor M-like. NCBI's taxonomy places the organism in Eukaryota, Metazoa, Arthropoda, Insecta, Coleoptera, Cerambycidae. Gene Ontology annotation, cellular component: plasma membrane. The transcript has 6 exons. The record is from RefSeq and is a predicted model, not a curated record. Gene Ontology annotation, molecular function: guanyl-nucleotide exchange factor activity. The annotation marks the transcript as partial. Gene Ontology annotation, biological process: Ras protein signal transduction; positive regulation of GTPase activity.